CUCAACAAUGGCGGCCACUUAUUUCCUUCUCUUCCUCUCAUUUCUCUCUCUCGCCGCCCCCCGAUCUAUCUCCGCCGCCUCCCCGUACCUCUCCCCCGCUACCUUCUUCAAGAAUUACGAAAGGAUGCUAUCAACUUUCAAGAUUUUCACUUACGCCCCGCAAAAACCCUUCAAUUACACCGCCACGCCCUCCUCCUCCUUCCACGCCGCCCUCCUUCACAGCCCGUUUCUGACGGCAGACGCCGAUGAAGCUCACCUUUUCUUCAUUCCCUUUCCCCCCGACAUCUCCACGCGCUCUCUGGCGCGUCUGGUUCGCGAGCUCCGGUGGAAUUUCCCGUUCUGGAACCGGACCCUCGGAGCGGACCAUUUCUUCGUCCACCCCUCCGGAAUCGACUUCUCCGCCGACCGGAACAUUCUCGAGCUGAAGAAGAACUCCGUGCAGAUCUCAAUUUUCCCGACCGUCUCCGGGCGCUUCAUCCCGCACAAGGACGUCACCUUCCUCCCGCACGCGCCUCCGUCGCUCCCUCACGCGCCGCGGAACGGAACGGCGGAGUUCCUCGGAUACCUGAAGUGGGACGGGAAGACGGAGAAGGAGCUGGUCGAGGAUUUGAAAUCGGACGGCGAGUUCGUGAUCGAAUCUCAGCCGUCGGAUCAUCUCGGCAGGGUUAAGAGCAGCAAGUUCUGCGUCUUCCUUUACAACGGCGGCGUUUCGUGGCUGCCGGAGGCGAUGGCGCACGGCUGCGUGCCGGCGGUGAUCGUGGACCGUCCGAUUCAGGACCUGCCGCUGAUGGACGUCCUGAGAUGGGGGGAGAUGACGGUGCUGGUGGGACCCACCGCCGGGGCGAGCGGGUUGAAGAGACUGCUACGUGGCGUGACGGAGGAGGAUUACGGGAGAAUGAGGAGAUCGUGUGUUUCGGCGGCCCACCAUUUGCGGUGGAACGCGGAAGCUCAGCCGUACGAUGCUUUCCACGUGUUGAUUUAUCAGCUGUGGCUGAGACGACACACGGUUCGGUACGCGAGAAGAGAACCGCCCAAUUUGGAGUCUUGAAAACCGGUUAAUUAUGUUGAUCAAUUCUUAAAUAUAAAAUAUAAAUUAGGGAUUUAAUCAUGUGUACCUGAUAAUCCUGUAAACGCAAUUAGGGAUGAUGCCAUGAUUCUCACGUAGAUUGAGUUCCCGUUUAGGGUGUAUCGUUAUGAUGGCUAAGGUGAGGAUGAGACUCACGAGAAUAGAGAGGCAGAGAGGAGGCGUAAGAUUGGUGUGUCGAUCUCUGCCUAAUACCUCUAUUUAUAUACACCCAAGGGGAAACCCUAAUUAUGUCAUAAGGGUAAUUACGUUCAUCGAAUAAUUACCAAAUAAACACGUAGGUUAUUU
Cuscuta campestris is the source of this 1372-nucleotide messenger RNA. The record is from the annotation of a GenBank genome assembly. Lineage: Eukaryota; Viridiplantae; Streptophyta; Magnoliopsida; Solanales; Convolvulaceae.